AUGUUUGAAUAUGAAGCAGAAGCCGAGUUGAUCCACACAAUUAUUAAGAAUGGAGGAACGCGUCAUGCCUUUUUACCGAUUGUCGCGAGUGGAAAGAAUGCUUGUGUUUUACACUACAACUCCAAUAACCACAAAUGCGAGGAUGGCGAAAUGAUCCUGUUGGAUUUUGGUGUUCGCUACGGGAAUUAUCAUUCGGAUACCACGCGUUGUUUCCCGGUAAAUGGACGUUUUACCGAUCGACAAAAAGAAGUUUAUUCGGCAGUAUUGCAUUGUCUGAAAGAAGGUUCUAAAUGGUUGAAGCCGGGUGUGCAUCAUGCAGCGUAUGAGUUGAACAUGGCGAAACUGGUCGAAGAGCAACUCAUCAAACUUGGACUAAUCACCGAAGAAGAGGUAAAGAAUCAAGAUCCUGAGAGACCUGUUUACAAGCGUUAUUUCAUGCAUGGAACAGCACAUCAUCUUGGAUUGGAUGUUCACGACGUUGGUUCAUACGAUAUUCAUUUCGAACCUGGAAUGGUCCUGACCUGUGAACCUGGAAUCUAUAUCCCCGAAGAAGGAAUUGGAUGCCGCCUCGAGAACGAUCUUCUCAUUACCGAAGAUGGUCACAUCAAUCUAUCUGCAGAAAUGCCCAUAGAAAUCGAGGAAAUUGAAGGGUUGAUGAACACGUAA
Molecule: messenger RNA, 666 nt
Organism: Exaiptasia diaphana
Lineage: Eukaryota; Metazoa; Cnidaria; Anthozoa; Actiniaria; Aiptasiidae
Product: xaa-Pro aminopeptidase
Exons: 1
Coding region: 1-666 (221 amino acids)
Cellular component (GO): cytosol
Molecular function (GO): aminopeptidase activity
Source: RefSeq, a predicted model, not a curated record